This is a messenger RNA of Aspergillus candidus, 1350 nucleotides long. Its product is annotated as cytochrome P450. The transcript is spliced from 3 exons. The record is from RefSeq and is a predicted model, not a curated record. Bases 1 to 1350 code for a protein of 449 amino acids. Gene Ontology annotation, molecular function: iron ion binding; heme binding; oxidoreductase activity, acting on paired donors, with incorporation or reduction of molecular oxygen. Lineage: Eukaryota; Fungi; Ascomycota; Eurotiomycetes; Eurotiales; Aspergillaceae.
AUGCUGCUCCAGACCCUUGCCGAUUAUACUUCCCAGCACUAUGUUGCUGUGAUAGCUACCUCAAUCCUACUCACUAUCACAGCAAAAUGUUUCUACGAACUAUGCAUCAACCCCCUUUCCCGAUUCCCGGGCCCAAAACACGCAGCCAUAUCCCGGAUCCCAAACCUAUACCACAGCACCAAAGGGGACCAGGUUGACUGGAUCACAGAGCUACACACGAUCUACGGCAGCGUCGUCCGCGUAGCCCCCAACGAGUUGAGUUACACAGCCCCAGAAGCAUGGAAAGGCAUCUACGGCCACGCAAGCGCGGGCACAAAGUCAACAGAAAAGGACACCCGGUUCCUCGGACCCUCCUUCAACGGCGCCUCAGAUAUCAUUCGUGCCAAAGGGCCAGACCACACCCGCUUCCGCCGCAAUUUCUCCCACGCCUUUUCUGAAAAGGCGCUCCGUGAACAGCAACCCCUCAUCACCCACUACGUGGACAUGCUGAUCAGCAAGCUACGCACCUUCACACGAGAAAGUCCGCAAACCCCCACCGAGCUGGUCCACCAGUACAACCUCACAACCUUCGACAUCAUGGGUGACCUCACCUUCGGAGCCUCGCUAAACCUCCUCGCCGGAACCGGCGACGACAACUGGGUUACCGCCAUAUACCUCAGUAUCAAAACCAACGCGCUGCGCAGACUGGGCCGCUACUACCCGUGGGCUGCGCGUAUCACCCAGAUGCUGGUCCCGCAAGCCCUGAAAGCGAAGGCCGCCGCGCAUUUCAAAGCGUGCAUGCAGCGUGUAGACACCCGCGUGGACCCCGCGCGCAACGUCCACAAACCGGAUCUAUGGGGCAUUGUGAUGGGCCAGAAGGAGACUCUCCGUUUGAGCCGUGAGGAGAUGUAUGCCAAUUCGCAGAUUUUCAUGGUUGCCGGGACGGAAACGACGGCUACGGCGUUGAGUGGGUUGACGUAUCAUUUGCUGAGAAACCCCGAGAAGAUGGAUAAGAUUGUGAGGGAGGUCCGAUGUGCUUUUCAGAGUGAUUCUGAAAUUGAGCUUGGGGCGCUGGUGAGGUUGGAGUAUCUGAAUGCGUGCAUUGAGGAGGGUCUGCGCAUGUAUCCUCCUGUUCCUAAUGGGAUACCGAGAGUUGCUCCUAACGAGGGACUCUUGGUUUGUGGAGAGCAUGUCCCGGCUGGGACUGCGCUUUCGGUCAACCAAUGGGCAACCUACCACGACCCCAACAACUUCAAACACCCAAACGAGUUCAUCCCCGAGCGAUGGAUCAGCGACGAAUACGCUAGCGAUAACAAGGCGGCUCUCCAACCAUUCUCGUUUGGGCCAAGAAACUGCCUAGGAAAGAAGUAG